Molecule: messenger RNA, 637 nt
Organism: Heterobasidion irregulare TC 32-1
Lineage: Eukaryota; Fungi; Basidiomycota; Agaricomycetes; Russulales; Bondarzewiaceae
Exons: 2
Coding region: 199-444 (81 amino acids)
Source: RefSeq, a predicted model, not a curated record
AUACACGCACUCUCACAUUAUCGCUGAGCAGUGAAAGCAAUAAGCCCGCACGAAGGGGAUGAUCGAUGAAUGAGGGAAAAUCAACAAGCGGUCCCUCAAGGUCCCUCAAGGUCCUUCCUGGUCCCUCCACUUGGUCCCUGCCUCCAGUGCUUCGAUCCGACUCGCACUGCAAGCAGAUUGUAUACAAGCAAAUAAGUAAUGCCAGGACCAAUCCUGGGCAGUCCUGCGUUCACGUUCUGGUAUGCAUCGACCGAUCGGACUGGAUCGCGGUCUCUUGAAUUCGUUCUGUGGAAGCAGGAUCUAAGUAACCGAAUUGGAGAUGUCGUAUUUCAGCGCCACCAAAAAGAAGGCGGAGAAGGGAUGGACGGCGCACGCAUGCCGAUGAUGGCGAUGGAGCCCUGUCAGCGAAUGCUGGCGUCGCAUUCCCACUUUGACAGCUCUUGAUGCCAUCUGAAGGCCGACGGCGCAACUCCGCCGCGCCGACAUUGGACGAGAGGACAUCGGCACGACGGAUCAAACGCACUGCGUCCUGAGAUCACUAGCCACGGAAAGAUGGGAAGACUGGGUUAUGUGCGCUUGUGUGCGUCAGUGUGUCAGUGUCGGUGUGGUGUGGCCAUGGAGAUCGCCAUCUGCGGGC